AUGUUGCCGGCGUACUAUACGCUGAACGACGAAGAAAAGGAUUACAUAUGUUCGAAAAACGACGACAAUGGAAUGCACUCGUGUUUCGACUUGCCACCCACGCGUGGUCACGAUUCACUAAUUUGCAAUGCCACGGCCACCAUGGCCCUUGCCAAUGGGUCUUGUGUUAACUGGAACUAUUACUACACGGAGUGCAAGUCACAGGGCGAGAAUCCGUUCCAGGGCACCAUAUCGUUCGACAACAUCGGCCUGGCUUGGGUGGCCAUAUUCGUUGUAAGUAUAAAAUUUGUUGUCAUGAAUGCUACAGUGGUGACAUCGUUUUAG
This is a messenger RNA of Diuraphis noxia (Russian wheat aphid), 324 nucleotides long. RefSeq names its product Ca[2+]-channel protein alpha[[1]] subunit T (gene Ca-alpha1T). Gene Ontology annotation, molecular function: low voltage-gated calcium channel activity; voltage-gated sodium channel activity. NCBI's taxonomy places the organism in Eukaryota, Metazoa, Arthropoda, Insecta, Hemiptera, Aphididae. The record is from RefSeq and is a predicted model, not a curated record. Gene Ontology annotation, cellular component: voltage-gated calcium channel complex; voltage-gated sodium channel complex; plasma membrane. Gene Ontology annotation, biological process: membrane depolarization during action potential; calcium ion transmembrane transport; calcium ion import.